Messenger RNA from Conger conger (European conger), 6945 nucleotides. Its product is annotated as BMP-2-inducible protein kinase-like. Bases 580 to 3966 code for a protein of 1128 amino acids. Gene Ontology annotation, biological process: protein phosphorylation. Lineage: Eukaryota; Metazoa; Chordata; Actinopteri; Anguilliformes; Congridae. The record is from RefSeq and is a predicted model, not a curated record. The transcript is spliced from 15 exons. Gene Ontology annotation, molecular function: ATP binding; protein kinase activity.
ACUAGUGUAGGAAGCUGGACGAACAACGGGGCAUCGCGAUAUGACGUCUAGUGCACCAAUAGUGUCAUUAAGUAGCCUGUUCAUUUGUGCUGACAGUUUAGAUUCUCGAAGACUGUACAGUAGGCGAGAGGCAGUGUGGGGGCGAGGAAAGAUUUAUUUAGAUCGGCAGGGAGUUAGCUGUUUUACGGUUGACUACUGUUAACUAUCGUCAAUGUAACGUUGUUUAGAAUUGUCACAUUUAUACUUUAUGCUAGCUAUUAAACGUAGCUGGCAAUAGUCGGAUGCUCUGAAAAUUAACUGCGAAACUGGUACUGCAACAACGCUGUCACAACUUACUCCGUAGAACCAUUGCCUUUGCUGUGGCGAAUCCUGUGAUUGCACUAUGACAUUGACCUUAAGUACGCUUAGCUUGCUAUUACUGUAAAGCUAAGCGAUUCGACAGCAUGCAGGACGGACAUAAAGCUGGCGGAAACUUAUAGGAAAAAGAGGAAUAAGAAAUUCCGGUUAGGAUUAUCCUCGACUAGGUCUGUAGCUUGCCAUUCACUAUUCUUUUAAGAGCGUACAUUUGAUUGUCAAACUAUGAAGAAGUUCUCUCGAAUGCCGAAGUCUGAAAGUGGUGGACUCGGUGGGGGUGUCUCAGGAUUUGGUUCUGGAGUUGCUAACUACGUUGGGAAAGUGUUCGGUGUUGGUCGAUUCCAAGUGACCGUGGAAGAACUCAUCGCAGAAGGAGGGUUCUCUGUUGUCUUCCUCGCCCGGACUCAUGGCGGAGUGCGAUGUGCCUUGAAGAGGAUGUAUGUCAACAACCUCCAGGACCUGAGUGUCCACAAGAGGGAGAUCACUAUCAUGAAAGAGCUGUCAGGGCACAAGAAUAUUGUGCGAUACCUGGAUUCUACCGUUAACAUGGUGGGAGAGAGCGUGUGGGAGGUAAUAAUUCUCAUGGAAUACUGCAAAGCUGGUCAGGUAGUGAGGCAGAUGAACCAGCGACUCCACACUGGUUUCAGUGAGGCGGAGGUUCUGACCAUCUUCUGUGAUACCUGCGAGGCCGUGGCCAGGUUACACCAGUGCAAGACCCCGGUCAUUCACAGGGACCUGAAGGUGGAGAACAUCUUGCUAAAUGACGAAGGAAACUAUGUGCUGUGUGACUUUGGAAGUGCGACACACAAAGUGCUUCUUCCACACAAAGAUGGUGUGACAGCAGUGGAGGAUGAAAUAAAAAAGUAUACAACCCUGUCAUAUCGAGCUCCUGAGAUGAUUAAUCUUCACGAAGGCAAAGCGAUCACCACUAAGGCCGAUAUAUGGGCUCUUGGCUGCUUGUUGUACAAGCUGUGUUUCUUCUCACUUCCAUUUGGAGAGAGUCAGGUUGCCAUAUGCGAUGGAGCAUUUUUUGUUCCAGACAAUUCCAAAUUCUCCAGCAAGUUGCAUUGCUUAAUCAGAUAUAUGCUGGAAUCUGAUCUAGAGAAGAGACCCGAUAUCUAUCAAGUCUCCCACUUUGCCUUCAGGCUGACAGGAAAAGAGUGCCCCGUGCCAAAUAUCUUUACCUCUCCUCUACCCACGUCACUUCCGGAGCCUAUGACAGCCAGCGAGGUGGCCACUCAGAAGAGCAUGACAAAAGCCAGAAUUACAGACUCCACUGGACCAACGGAAACAUCUAUUGCCCCCAGGCAGAGACCGAAGGCAGUGAGCGCUAGCGUUCUGCCCAUCGACAAGGCCGUUGCCCCUGUGAAGAAGGUGUCUCCUUCAGGGCCAGUGAGCAAUGGGGAGGGUCUGAGCACUCAGCAGGCUCCGAGGAGCAGCCAGCAGCCGCAACAGCAGCAGCCAGGAGACCAGCAACAGCGGCUGCAGCAAAAACAUCAACAUUUGCAGUGGCAGCGUCAACAGCUGCAGCAACAGCAACAGCUUCAGCAACAGCGACUGCAGCAACAGCAACAACUGCAGGAAGAGCAACAGCAUAAAAAACUGCAGCAACAGCAACAACAGUACCUACAACAGUACCACCAAGUUCUCCAGCAACAUGCACUUCAGCAGCAGAUGCAGCCCAUGGUCCAACAGCAGGCUCACUAUGCCGCUCUGAUGCAGCAGUACCAGCAGGCUUUCGCCAAUCAGCAGCAGCAGGCCCCUUAUCUCACCUCCCCUCUGGAGUUCCAGGUCUCCCCUGGGCCCUUAACCCCAGCAGGGUCAGCUCUGGGUCAGCCCACCACAGAGCCUUCAGUCACUACAGCCAGGAAUCCUCUCCUGGACACAGAGGGGGUCACCCCACCCCCGCAGAACAUCAGCAGCCCCCCUGACGUGCAGCACUGGAACCCCUUCAGACAAAACAGGCUCUCAGAGGAAGACCCACUGGACCGGGAGUUUGACCUUCUUAGAGCAAGCAAGUGCCAAUCUCUGAGCUCUCAUAAAGGGUUUAUGUCUUUCACCACAUUUCCAGUACUUUCCCUAUGUCUUAUGAUCAUAUUUCAUUUUCAUCUUUUUUUCCUUCCACACAUGAAUAUGUAUUCCUGCUACUACCUGAAUUGCCAACUUGUCUGUUACUCACCGUCCAUAGAGAGGCCAGUGGAGAGAGCGACCAGUGUGGACUCUGCUGUGGAGAGGCUGCAGUCCCACCAGAAGCCCCUCUCCGAAGACCUCUUUGGCUCUAUUCCUUUUCUGUCCACUGCAGGAGAGCCCAGCACGGAAAGUCCGAAGCAGUCCCGUGAAGAGCUGAGUGACCCAGGAGGGACCUCGGUCCUACCUCCUACCCAGGAGCCUAGCGCCAGCAACAGCAGCAGCAGAGCAGGGGAGCAGUCGGACAGCGACUUCGAGUCGGACCCCCCUUCCCCCAGGAGCAGCGAGGAGGGGGAGCCGGAGGACGAGGAGGGCCUGAACCUGGAAAGCGGCGAGUUCAACGAAGACAACGACGCCGAGCCCGAGAAUCUGGGUCAGAGGCCGCUGCUCAUGGACUCGGAUGAAGAGGAGGACAAGUGCAGCUCUGGUUCCAGCUGUGAGGACCUGAAGGAGGCGGAAGCGCACGCAGGUCAGCAGGCGGGAGACACUAUUUUGACUGCAGUGGAAGGAGGUCAUGGGAGAGAUGCUGGAGCUACCCUGAUCGUGCCUAUUGACCCACCCAGUGCGGCAAUGAGAGAGCCGUCUAGGGGCAACGUGGACAUGGUCGGAGCUGUGCCGUUCCUGGGUGCCUUACAGGGUGAUACCACUGAAGACACUGAUAUUUUUUCCAAAGCACCCUUCAGACAGGCGAGCCAAGAGCAGGCCGUGGAUGAGGUUGAUGUUUUCAGCAAUGCCCCGUUCAGCAGACCCAGAAAGGGUGGAGGUGCCCCAAUCGGACAGAUGUUCCCCAUUUCCCCAGUCAGUGUAGAUGUUUUCGGCCGUGCUCUUUUUCAGCCCAGCAGACCCGUGCCUGUCUCUCAGAGCCAGGAGGAGAUUUUUGGUCAUGUGCCUUCGGAAGAAGUGUCCUGUCCCCAGCGGCAGACUCUGAAUCUGUCCUCACAGCAGAGCGACCGGGAGAGCCUAAAAAACAAUACAAAUCAGCACAGCCACAGCAGCAGGAGCAACAGGUCCAGUUCAAAGACACCCCAACAUGACCGCCAUCACAGACACGCAGUCGGGAUGCACUCGCAGGAGAGCAGUGAGUUCCUCGGCUUCUCAGACGUCCAGGAGGACAACAGCCAAGCCUCAGCCUGUGCCAGCGAGGGAAUGAUGCCCAUACCCUCAGAGGAAGCCGGGCUCUUUCCGCUCCCAGACGGUGCCCAGCACUCCCAACAACAUAGCCAACGUUACCACACAGUGGAUCUUGGUAAAGCCAAACGUAGAGCUCCGCCUACCUCCUUGCAUACCGCCCUCGGAGAGGGGAAUAAUAUGGACAACUUUGGUGCAGUUCCAUUCACUGAGCUGGCUGUCUCCAGUGGGCCACACAUGCCUUCUCAAGUUGAGCUGGAUCCUUUCGGGUCUGCACCCUUCUUCUCUAAGCAGUGAAUGCUUUGUCUUCCAGCACACACAUACUAAUGUAAUUCAAAGCUUGCUGAUGCCCAGGACGGAUAUCCAAGGAUAACAGCUUUGUGGUGUGGUGUUACAGCCAAAUUAACAGUAUGCUAGGGAUGUGCUUUUGGCUUAGAUUUUGGCUUACUGGUAAGUGGGACCAGUUCUAAAAUGAGAUAAAUUGAUGAUUUUUAUUCAUUUAAAUUUAGUCCACAUACAGUGUCAAUUAUAUUAGCGCUUUGAGUGAUAGUAGCAGUGCCUCACAGGGGAGAUGUACAUUCAUUCAAAUGUGGGCUAGUGAAUUGGGUAUUAGCUCUGCUUUUUCAUUGACAAUUUAGGUAUAUUUCUUUUUUUGUCACAUUUGCAUUUUCAAGGCAUCAGUGAAAACCAGUUUGCAUAGCUAGUUAGCUAUGUUAGCUGCUUUGUAUUUAAAUUUUGGCAGAAUAAUCUGUCGGGAGAAUCUGUCGAAAAAGUGCUACCUUCACUGGGCUUCUGUUGGAGUGUAUUUUUGAUGCGAAUGAGCCCAGCUCCAGUGCUUCUAUUAUGAAAAUGUCUAUUUUAUUCAGGAAUGAAAUUAGAUGUGAUCUGAAAGUAACGUGCACAUUCUGUUUUACAUGUUGUUUUUGUUUCAGUGAUUAUCCUAUGGUUUUGCAUGUUAUCAGAUUUUGGUUAACAGGAAACAAUCACAUCCCUAGCACAUACAGCAUAUUGCAAUACUGAUGGACUAAUCUACUUUAAAAAUUACUGUAAGUGAUCACAGAACAGACCUAAAUUUGAGAAGUCAUAUCUGUUUUUGAUUAUGUAAGUUGUCAUUGGCAUACAGCCUUUAAACUGCACUAUUAUUAUAGUUAUUUUGGGUGAAAUGCUCUAGGAAAUUCAGAUUAUAAAGUUUUUUUUCUUGAAUUGAAAGGUAUUCAUUUUAUCUUUGUCGACUAAGAUUGUAUAGUGACAACAAGCUAGCUCCAUCAUUGACUGCUUGAGUAAAGAUGUUGAAUUCUGGCUAUCUAUUGAUUGAUCUACCAGUAAAAAUUAUUUUGCACCGCAAAGCCUUAUGGGAAACUCAUUUCCUGUUGCACAGUACUUCUGAGCUGCCACAGAAAAAAUAUUGAAGGCAUUGAAGUUUCUGAAUCAAGCCACUGUGCAUUUACAUUACCGCACAGGGAAAUAAUGUAUAUGUACACUCACUGAGCACUUUAUUAGGAACACCUGUACACCUACUUAUUCAUGAUUAUCUAAUCAAUCAUGUGGCAGCAGUGCAAUGCAUGAAAUCAUGUAGAUAUGGGUCGGUAGCUUUAGUUAGUGUUCGCAUCAACCACCAGAAUGGGGGAAAAAUGUGAUUUCAGUAAUCUCUGCCGUGGCUUGAUUGUUGGUGCCAGACAGGUUCGUUUGAGUAUUUCUGUAACUGCUGAUCUCCUGGGAUUUUCACGCACAACAGUCUCAGAUAACCACUCUGUACAAUUGUGCUGAGCAGAAAAGCAUCUCAGAAUGCACAAACACAUCCAACCUUGAGGUGGAUGAGCUACAACAGCAGAAGACCACGUCAGGUUCCACUUCUGUCAGCAAAGAACAGAAAGCUGAGGCUGCAGUGGACUCAAAGUUGAAGACUGGAAAGAUUUUGCCUGGUCUGAUGAAUCUCAAUUUCUCCUAAGGCAUACAGAUGGUAGGGUCAGAAUUUGGUGCCAACAGCAUGAAUCCAUGGACCCAACCUGCCUUGUGUCAACAGUCCAGGCUGGUGGCAGUGGUGUAAUGGCAUGGGGAAUGUUUUGUUGACACACCUUGGGCCAGUUAAUAUCAAUCAAUCAUCCCUUGAAUGCCACAGCCUAUUGGAGUAUUGUUGCUGACCAUGUGCAUCCCUUCAUGGCCACAAUGUACCUUUUAUCUUCUAAUGGUUACUUCCAGCAUGAUAAUGCACCAUGUCACAAAGCAAAAGUCGUCUCAAACUGGUUUCAUGAACAUUGAGUUAAAUGUUCUUCACUGGCCUUCCUAGCCACUGUGUGAAUAGAAUGUGAAUAGAAUAGAACUAAUGUCCAAUAGAACAACUUUGGGAUACGGUAGAAUGUGAGAUUUGCAGCAUGAAUGUGCAGCUGACAAAUCUGCAGAAUUGCGUGAUGCAAUCAUGUCAACAUGGAACAGAAUCUCAAAGGAAUGUUUUCAACAUCUUGUGGAAUCCAUGCCAUAAAGUAUUGAGGCUGUUUUGAGGCCCUACCCUAAUAAAGUGCUCAGUGAGUGUAUAUUCACUAUGGAGUUUGUUUCAAAACUUGUGUACUCUGUGGAUUCUAUUCAAGGUAAUGGAUAUUUUAAGUGAUUUGGCAUAUCUAUGUGUACGUAGGUCAAGCGAAAAUCCUAUGUGGAUUAGAUAAAGAAAUAUCCCACUCUUUUAGGUGAUUAUUUUUCAACCGAUCACAUGCAUAAUCAUGGUGAAUUUUUUACCAAGAGAAUGCAAGUAAUUUUAUGUUUAGAAGUACCAUGUUCUGACAUUAGAGACAAUAUAGUCUUUAUGGUAGAAAUAAUUGGUUUUCAGUUUUCACAGAAAACCAAUAUGCCAUGGGUAUUCUUUUUGACCAUUCCAUUUUACAGCAUUAUUAUAUUUUCACAAAUCAAAAUAAUUGAGAAUUAAAAUAAAAUAUAAAAAAAGCUUUAAAUCUGGAAAGUGAAUUACAGCUUCAGUCCUAGAGGACUGUGUGUGUGUGUGUGUGUGUGUGUGUGUGUGUGUGUGUGUGUGUGUGUGUGUGUGUGUGUGUGUGCGUGUACAUGCGUGCAUGUGUGUGUGCUCAUGUGAACUUUCUUGUUUGGGCUAUAGUUACUGUAAUCAGUGUGCUGCACCACCUUACCUGGACAACAGUGGACUUUAAAACCCAAAAAGGCAUCAGACAUUUUGAUCCAUAUUGAAGGCAAAAGGCACACUUGGGGCUGAAUGAUCAAUAAUCUGUAAACCGUUUCUACUGAACCUAUUAAAUAUUCUCGAUUUGAAAUGUC